This is a messenger RNA of Caenorhabditis angaria, 1121 nucleotides long. The record is from the annotation of a GenBank genome assembly. Lineage: Eukaryota; Metazoa; Nematoda; Chromadorea; Rhabditida; Rhabditidae.
AUGAGUUGUUCAAUGUUCUCGUCAUAUUUAUAUACUCCAGAAUUUCUAGAAAUCGGAUUUCAUAUAACUUCUAUAGUUUCGAUACCAUGUCAUAUUAUGGCUUUAUAUUGUGUUAUUUUCAAAACUCCUGUCAAAAUGGAAUCCGUCAAAAUGACCAUGUUAUCUUUAUGCAUUUGGACAAUUAUUCUCGAUCUACAGAUCACUGUUUUAUCUGCACCAUUUGUAAUGUUUCCUGUUAUUGCGGGAUUUCCUAUUGGAUAUUUGACAUUUUUAGGAAUUAGUACACCUAUUCAGACGGGAAUUACAGUUUUGGCUUUAGUAGGUAUGCAUGAUCUCCAAAUAAGAAUUUUCGAAUAUAUUAUUUCUCUAACAGGUUGCAUAACAUCAAUUGGAUGUUUACUUGCUAACAGAUAUUGUCAAAUAACUUCGAAAGAAUCAAAGUAUCAACAAGUAUACCUUUAUUGUUUUAAUCUUAUAUUCACAAUUCUACUUUUAAUUUAUUGUAUGUCAGGUGUGCCUGAUCAAGUUUUCGCUGUUCCUCUGGUUUAUAAAGUAAGCACUUUUUGGAAAUCAUAGAUGUAUCUAAUUAUGAUGAUUAUUUUUUCUAGCAAUUACCUUGUGUUCCGGACUAUGUUAGAAAUCGAGCUGUUUUUGUAAUUCAUUCUGAUCCAGCUAUAAUAGGAAUUUGUAUUGGUACUCUUGUAUUAUUAUUUAUUAUUGAAUAUUUUUAUUUUCUGACAGCUACAAUGUAUCAUAUUAAAUACAAGUUUAACCCAAGUUUAUCAAAAAGGACAAAAUCAUUACAAAAAUCAUUUUUCUAUUCGAUUUCUUUGCAAAUCCUAAUUCCAAUUUGUAUUAUUUGUGUUCCUUGGGGCUAUGCUGUUUAUUCUUGUUUAUUAAAAUAUUAUAACCAAGCGUUCAAUAAUUUAUUGACUAUGGAUAUUGGUUUGCAUGGCAUAAUUUCAUCACUUUCUUUGCUUUUCAUUCACAAACCCUACCGUGAAACUAUAUUUUGUAACAAAACUAAAAAAGUAUCUGAAUCAACUUUGUAUGCUGGAUCUAAUAUGAUUUUUCGGAGAAAUAAUUUGAUUGUUGGACAUUCAUCAAUUUCACACAAAUAG